GUACUAAUGUACAUAAAAAAUGGAGAAUUCCAAUCAGAAAUAUAUUACUGGGCAAUACAAUCAAAUCAGAAGCCGUUAUUUAGUGAAAAAAUUAGAUUUGGCAAAUAUUUUUAUGUAAGAGAAUUCAGUUCAACACUUUUUCAACAUUUAGAACCCUUUAUGUUAAUACUUUAAUCAAAAAGCCCAUGUUAAUUUCUUGUUUUUCAAACACAUUCAGGGGUGUAUUUAGGGGAAACGGGGUAUGGUGCAUUCCUUGGGGAAAAAUAUUGAAAAAUUUAUUCUAUUUUUACUGCCGAAAUCAUGUCUGAUGCAUUCUCCACCUUCCUUGGUUGGAAAAUUUUCCCAGAAGGAGGCCCACCUAACCCCCCAUUGCGGCUAGUAUCCUCUAAAAUCUAAAAGGGGAGCUGUGGUGCUUGGAAGGUCCCCGUCAAUGUACACUGUACACAUUACAGUACCACAGUCAAAUUCGUAAUUUUCUGGACGCAUGUGUCUUUGUCUUUUUUUCUCUUGGGCAAGACAAUUUUGAGUUUUUGGUCAUAGUUUUUAAACAAAAGGCCAUCUGUAUUUCUGAAAUAGUAAGAAUGAUUAUGAGAAAAGUUGGAGAAAAAUGUAGAAAAAUAAAUGUUGUGUCAAAGUGUUAAUCUAUGGGUGUGUUCAAGUCUUAAGAAAAAAUGUAUUUUGUGCACGGCAGUUUAAACCUAUUAUGAUAAAGAUCUGUUUAUUUGGGUACCUGUUAGUACUGGUAAUCUCCAGUCAUACCACGAUACGUACAAUAAGAUAAGAUACGAUACGAUAC
Molecule: messenger RNA, 796 nt
Organism: Lottia gigantea (owl limpet)
Lineage: Eukaryota; Metazoa; Mollusca; Gastropoda; Lottiidae
Exons: 1
Coding region: 7-174 (55 amino acids)
Source: RefSeq, a predicted model, not a curated record